AUCGUCGUUGUUGGGAGGCGGCAGCGGGUGGGUGACUGCCAGCUAGCUAGUUAGUUUGUGCUCAGGUUUAUUGUUAAGGUUGUAUGGAGUAGCACUGCGAGUCUCAAUCCCAUUUCACAAUAUCAACAAAAGCAUUAACCAUGAGUUAAUGAUACUAGUCCUACUCUUAAGAAAGGAGACCACCCACUACAUCAGCUCAGCUGUUGUUUCCACACACUGAGGAACAGAGCCACAUCAGCUGAAGGAACCUUUCCACCAGCAAUGAAUGAAACCGGGAAAGAAGAGACACAGCUCCACCAACACUAAUACACACACCUACAUUAAUACCAAACAUACAACCUGUUAUUCCCUAAUCCUGUCUUGCCUCAACAUGGCAAACUCAGUGGCCACUCUAGUGGUCCAAGCGGAACUAUUACCCCCUCAACCGUCCUCCUCCCUCUCUCCCUUCCCAUCGCUGCAGGGAUCAGGAGAAGGGGAGGAGGACAGGGAAAGGGGGGAAGAAGCGGAUGGGGAGAAAGGGAUGGUGGAGGGGGGUGAGGAUAUAGUGCUGACCGGGGUAGGGGUGCAGAUGGUGACAUCAUCGGUCCUGGCUGCGCCCCAUCUCCAGGAGCACCCUGAGCACCCGUUCCAGUGCCUGGACUGUGGCAAGAGCUUCAAGUGGUCUUCAAGGCUGGCCCACCACCAGCGCAGCCACAACAACGAGAGACCCUACCGCUGUAACCUCUGCCCCAAGGCCUUCAAGGGCUCCUCCGCACUCCUCUACCACCAGAGAUCUCAUUCAGGGGAGAAGCCCUAUAAGUGUGACGACUGUGACAAAGCUUUCAAACGCUCCUCCCUGCUCCAGGUCCAUCGUAGCGUCCACACAGGCCUGCGGACCUUCCAGUGCCCCUACUGCCCGCUCACCUUCAAGUGGAGCUCCCACUACCAGUAUCACCUGCGCCAGCACACGGGCGAGUGCCCCUACCCCUGCGACAGCUGCCCCAAGGCCUUCAAGAACUCCAGCAGCCUGCGCCGACACAAGAACGUGCACCUGGGUCUGAAACCCUACGUGUGCACCGUGUGUACCAAGGCCUUCACCCAGUCCACCAACCUCAGACAGCACAUGAGAAUCCACACAGGAGAGAGGCCCUACAUCUGUGGAGAGUGUGGACGCAGUUUCACACACUCAUCCAAUCUGGCCCUGCACCGGAAUUCUCAAAGUCACACUGGUGAAGGAAAGGGGGGGGAGACAGGGGGAGGCAACAUGGGGGAUGAGAUACAGGAAGUGAUAGUGGGGGAGGACGUGACAUCACAAAUGUUGACGGACAUGGGCUUUGUGAGCCAGGAGGCCACGGUGGGGGUGGGGGUCGGGGAGGUGUUCCUAUCGUCAGGUCACCAGACCCUCCUGCCCCAUCUCACCCCCUCCCAGGGGGGCGUGUGCACAUCCAGGGCCAUCGGGACAGAAGUGCACGUGAGCACGGAGUCGGGCGCCAGCGUGCUGCUGUACAGCUGUGGCAGCUGUAGUCAGACAUUCAGCACACGGACAGAGCUAGAGGACCACCAGGCCAUGCACCUGGGCCCCGGGGAGGAGGGGAGCAGCGGGGUGGGGGAGGGGGGGAGAGGGAGGGUGGACGGAGGGAAUAUGGGGACUACUCAGGCCCAGUUUGACCUGCUGCAGAGCUUCACAGUGGGGGCUCAGAUCCCCACAGACAGCGUGGAGACAGGGGGUAACACCACAGGUCCAGGGACGGGCACAGAGUGUGCCUACUGCGGGAAGAGCUUCAAGACCAGCGGAGGGCUCAACAGACACCUGGCACAGGUCCACUCCCUCUCUCCCUCCCAGUCUCGCUCCCAGUUCAGCUGCUCUGCAUGCGACCGCUCCUUCACCCUCCUCUCUUCCCUGCUCACCCACCAGCAUUCCCACACCCCCGAGCAGCGCCUCCUAGCCGAGGCUGAGGCGGAGAUCGUCUGCCCCGCGUCCCUGUCCCUUUCCCUGCCCCUGCCCUCCUCCCCCAGCCAGGGGGACCAGCACCAGGACACCCAGGGGGACAUCCACGUCAGCCUGAUGGCUGUGACCGAGGAGGGGGACAGGGAGGUGGUCAAGACAUCCACCAGAGCAGUGGUCAAGGGCCAGAGGAGAGGAGCAGCUAGUAAGACUGCUGGGGGGAACAAUGAGAGGCCGUACCGUUGCUCUGAGUGUGGGAAGGCCUUCAAGGGCUCAUCGGGUCUGAGGUACCACAUGAGGGACCACACAGGAGAGAGACCCUACCGCUGCACAGAGUGUGGCAAGAGCUUCAAGAGGUCCUCACUGCUCUCCAUACACCAGAGGGUGCAUACAGGUGUGCGAGCGUUCCAAUGCCCCUACUGCCCGCUCACCUUCAAGUGGAGCUCCCACUACCAGUACCACCUGCGCCAGCACACGGGUGAGCGGCCCUAUGUGUGUCAGGAGUGUGGCAAGUCCUUCAAAAACAGCAGCUGCCUGAGGAGACACAGUCAGCUCCACUCUGGCCUGCGCCCUCACAUCUGUCCCAUCUGCUCCAAGUCCUUCUCACAGACCUCCAACCUCAAACAGCACGAACGCACCCACUCAGGCGAGCGGCCCUUCCAGUGUGCCCAGUGUCACAAGAGCUUCACCCACUCCUCCAAUCUCCAGCUCCACCUGAGAACUCACUCCUCCAGGAAGGACUACAAGUGUCCCUUCUGUGGGAAGGAGUUUGUCAUGCAGUCCUACUUGCAGAGGCACAUGCGGACCCAUGGGAACGGGGCUGUGGCCGGGGACGCAGGGGUGGGGGGGAAGGAGGGGGGCAGGGCAGGUAAAGGGGGUGGAGGGGUGACAACCACCACCACCUUACUAAACCCCAUCACCCUAGAGACCACAGGGAACUCUGGGUCUCUGAUCGUGUCUCAGCCGGCGCUGGACAUUCCCCCCAAUACCUCCCAGAACUACUUCAUGAUCCAGACAGCAAAUGGGCUUCAGCUCAUCCCCCUGUCUGCCCCCGCCCCCCCUCCUCCCCCUCCGCCUCCCCCCCAGACACAGUACAUCCUCCUACAGUGCCCCUCCACCAAUGGGAGCCAGCCCAGCCUGAUUCUCGUCCCCACCACAGCGACCAAUCCCCAGCCCACCCUGGAGCCCCAGGGCCUCCCAUUGGUCCAGACAGUUCUAAACCCUGCCCAAACCCAGAUGCAACAUUUCCAAACCGUAUCCCAGCAACAACAGCAGCCCAGGUUCAUCAUCACCACCAACAACAACAAUGUAAACAACCCUCCCGUUGCUAAGACAACAACUCCCUCGCUGAACUCUAUGCUGAACAAGCCCAUUUUAGGGAAAAGUACCCGGACAGCCAGGUCCAGGAGAGGACGCAAACCCAAAGCCGCUGUAGGUCGGAAUACUGCCACCUCAGUUGCUACGACAACCACCUCUGUCACCAUGACAACAGCCCCCGUCAGUCAGUCGGGGGAUGUAAUACCUGUGUCUAGCUGUAAUGUAACUAGUAUCACUCCAGCUACUGUUACUGCUGCCAACACUAUGACAUCAUCAUUGCCAUCGUCUUUACCCGCCAAGUCACAAAGUCCUUUCUCACCACCAACAGCCUCUGUCUCUGUUUCUACCCCCUCCUCCUCUACCUCUGCCACUGUUACCUCAGGACCCCUAAAGGUUGCCACAGUUAACUCAGUUACCACGGUUACCCCGGCCUCCCUGUCCUCUGACCCUGUGGCCUGGGUUGGGGAACCCCAAACCGCCCCAGAGUUGGGUGAGUCCACUGAGCAGGACAUGAGAGGGGAACAGUAUGUCCUCUGCUUCCAGAAAGAAGGAGGGAAGAAGGAAGAGGUAAAGAUAGGAGGAGAGGGAGGAGGGUCCUACAUGUUGCGGUUUGAAGGGGAGGGGUCCGGGGAGGGGGGGCAAGGAGGAAUGGGCAGAGAGGGGGAUGGGGAGUCAUACGUGCUGCGCUUUCAGACUGAGGGAGAGACAGAAGGAGAGAGAGAGGGAGGGAAGGAGAAAGGAGGCCUGGUGUCACUGAACCUGCUGCAGGAAUGGGGAGGAGUGAGGGAAGGAGAAAGACGUGUAGGGGAGGAUGGUGGAGUGGGAGAGUCCUUUGUGCUUCAUUUCCAAACAGAGCCGCAGAGCGAAGAACGGACCACUUCUGAUCGUGGCUAUCCAGAAGGCCCCAGCAACAGCCUGGAACUUUCCUGCCCGCCUCCCCAGGCCUUAAUGCCUCUGAAUGGGCAGGAGGUGGUGUUUGAGCUGGGGGAUGAGAACAAGAUGGUGGGCCAGGGGUUCUGGAGAGAGUGUGCAGAUGAUAGCCCUGAUCCAAGGCGAAGGGGGUGGGGAGGGAAAAGGGGGCAGUUACAGUGGGGCAGGGGGGGCAGUAGGGGAGGGAAGGGGGCCAAUGGAGGGCAUCUUUCAGCUGGAGGGAGGAGAGGGGAUCGUCAUCAUUGAGGUUAGCACCAGCAGUCUAAGAGAAGGGAUGGACAGAGGGGAAGGAGGAGUAACUGUAGAGAGGAGUGAAGCAAAAGGAGGGAGUGGAAUAACUGAGAGGCCUGAAAAAGACAGGAACUCAGCGGAAUGCAUUGAAAUAGAGACUGGAGCGAAUGAAGGAGAAAACACAGCUACGAAUGGCCCUACACCUAACUCUCAGUUCUCUUAAACCUAAACCAAACAACCACUGUUAGGAAAUGUGUGUGAAGGCUUGUGCAUGGGUGUGCACACAUGAAUGUACAUAUGCGUGCGCACAAUGUGUGUGAGUGUGUUUUUGAUGUGGAGGCCUUUUCCAGCUACUGAACUAAAGGAGAGUAUGGUCGUUCAGAAAGAGACUAUAGAAAGUACUGUAGGAAAUAAUACCAAGGUGCCAGAAACAGAAGAGUUACAUUCACUGACUGUUAAUGAAGAGGGACCUCAACAAAUGACUUAAGAGUUUCAAUUAAACUGUCAUGUUGACAGUGUUGAUAUAAAACACCUAAGAGGUUUUUUUGUGGAUGAAUAAUGGCUACAUUGGCUCGGUUUCACUAUAAAUAUUCAUACUAGGAAAUAGUCAUUAUUAAUAAAGUUGUUAAUAAUA
This is a messenger RNA of Salmo salar (Atlantic salmon), 5036 nucleotides long. Lineage: Eukaryota; Metazoa; Chordata; Actinopteri; Salmoniformes; Salmonidae. The record is from RefSeq and is a predicted model, not a curated record.